UCGAGAACAACAAACAAGUCCAGCGCAACUCGUCGGGAUGGACGCAGCGACGUUGACGUACGACACACUCCGCUUCGGUGAGUUUGAGGAUUUCCCCGAGACCUCGGACCCCGUUUGGAUCUUAGGGAGAGAAUACAAUGCGCUCACAGAAAAAGAUGACAUCCUAUCAGACGUCACCUCGAGACUUUGGUUCACGUACAGAAAAAACUUCCCACCCAUAGGCGGCACGGGGCCCACGUCGGACACGGGCUGGGGCUGCAUGUUACGGUGCGGGCAGAUGAUCCUGGGCGAGGCGCUGAUGUGCCGACACUUGGGCAGAGACUGGCGAUGGUCGUCCGGGCACAAGCAGAGACAGGAGUACGUCAGCAUCCUCAACGCCUUCAUCGACAAGAAGGACAGUUACUAUUCCAUACAUCAAAUCGCCCAAAUGGGCGUUGGCGAGGGCAAGCCCAUAGGACAGUGGUACGGACCAAACACAGUCGCACAGGUUCUCAAGAAGCUAGCGGUGUUCGACACGUGGAGCAGGCUGGUGGUGCACGUGGCCAUGGACAACACGGUGGUCAUCGAGGAGAUCAAGCGUCUGUGCAUGCCUUGGCUGGACGCGUGCGCCGAUUCGGCGGCGACGAGCGAACUGAACGGCUGCGUGGAGGGCGCCUGCGCUCUGGCCGGGGAGGAUGUGGAACUUUGGAGACCGCUCGUGCUGCUCAUACCGCUCAGGCUGGGACUCAGCGAUAUCAACGACGCCUACAUACAAACGCUCAAGCAAUGCUUCAUGCUGCCUCAGUCGCUGGGCGUCAUCGGCGGCAAACCAAACAGCGCUCACUACUUCAUCGGUUACGUCGGCGAGGAGCUGAUCUACUUGGACCCGCACACCACGCAGCCCGCCGUGGAACCCUGCGACGACGGCCAGGUGCCCGACGACACGUACCACUGCCAGCACCCGCCCUGCCGCAUGCACAUCUGCGAACUGGACCCGUCCAUCGCCGCCGGUUUCUUCUGCAGAACAGAGGACGACUUCGACGACUGGUGCGUGCGCAUAAGGAGGUUGUCGUGCAACAGAGGAGGCUUGCCGAUGUUUGAGCUGGUGGAGAGUCAGCCGUCGCACAUGGUCAGCGUGGACGCGCUCAACCUCACUCCCGAUUUCUCCGACUCGGACCGUCUGGAGCGCUACUUUGACUCUGAGGACGAAGAGUUUGAGAUCCUUUCCUUGUGAGGAACACGCUAACAAUCCAACACGAUUUGGCGCCUCAACAAAAAAAAGAAGAUUCUCUCGUCUUUUCCCGCACGCCGAGGGGGAAAAGCCGCGGUUGGGGUCGGGCACGCCCCUGGCCCCCGAAAGGCAGGAUGGGACUUCGUAUGCGCAUCCUCACCUCCAAACUUUUUUUCCAUGGGAGUCUUAACUGCAUCACAAACUAAUGUUGAUAAGGAGAUCAGAACGGUGCCUUGCCCCCCCCCCCCCUAACGCCAACCCGCCGAACCCCCCACCCCCCCACCCGGACUCCAUCCCUUAACCUGCUUCAGCUAACACUACAUGAGCACUCAUUGCAAAAAGUAUCCUUGCCCACCAGAUUAUUUAUUUACUCACCAUCAUACAUUAUUCUCAAAAGAUAAACCUUUUGGGAGUAGAAUAUGUAUAUAUACACACACACACAGAUGAGAAGGAAGUUAGAAAUAAACUCGUGACUGAUAAGAUUUCACACAA
Messenger RNA from Phycodurus eques (leafy seadragon), 1702 nucleotides. It is a transcript of the gene atg4b, whose product is annotated as autophagy related 4B, cysteine peptidase. Lineage: Eukaryota; Metazoa; Chordata; Actinopteri; Syngnathiformes; Syngnathidae. Bases 38 to 1213 code for a protein of 391 amino acids. The record is from RefSeq and is a predicted model, not a curated record. The transcript is spliced from 13 exons. Gene Ontology annotation, molecular function: protein-phosphatidylethanolamide deconjugating activity.